This is a messenger RNA of Tribolium madens (black flour beetle), 1390 nucleotides long. RefSeq lists its product as uncharacterized. Lineage: Eukaryota; Metazoa; Arthropoda; Insecta; Coleoptera; Tenebrionidae. The record is from RefSeq and is a predicted model, not a curated record.
CAACAAAGUCGUGGCAAAGUCCCUAGUGUCAUUUUGACAGCUGUCACCUGUCACUCACAAAUGAAAACUAAUUGUUUUUGUUAAACAAUGUAAGAGAAAAAUACAAUGAGAGUGUUUUUGCUUGGUUUCAUGUUGGUCGUAUGCGUGGUUCGGCAGUCCUCUGGCUACAAGGAGCGUAAGUGUGGCCCCCUUGUCUGGCUUUUUGUAGCCUAUUUUGCAGUGAGUAUGGAGAGCGACGAAUUGUGUUCAGCUAUAAACAAGAAACGUAGAGUGAGAUUAGAUAAGGGGCACCGGUCGGGGCUAGUGGUGCGCCAGUACCGGUUGCAGGACCAUAGUUUAGAUUGGACUAGAAAUUUCAAAUGUCGGUUCGAAGUCACACCGUCGAGCUCUCGCGAGGGCGUAAUCGCUGUGAUACAACAUUUGAGUUUUCGUAAAAAUUCGUCGACGGAUGAGUGUGUAGAUUAUGUGCAAUUCACGCGGAAAGAUGGGUCGACGAGUCAGAAAUUCUGCGGCCGGUUUAACGCCGCUCUCUACAUGGACCACAAUUUCGUAAAUACGGCCGAUCCAGUGUCGUCAGGGACGGCUUUCGUCGACGAAAAUGGGGAAUUGGGGGUCGUUAUAUCGGUCUCGAGGGAGCACCUGGAGAACGACGAGGAGAUGGACUUGAGUAUCGUUUUCACGACUUACAGGCAUUGUUCCCUAGUCUUGAAACGCGAUACCAGCUACAGGCCUUGUAGCGAAAAACGACGCGAGUUUUGUAUUUUUUCUGGCUUUUUUAAGGACAGUUUUAUCAAUUGUCCGUUUCCGGAUUGCGAGGACGAAGAAGGCUGCUCCCAAACACCAAUCGAAGUCGUCAAUGUUUACUACGGCAAUAAAGUCCUAAUCGGGGCUGUGUCUUCCGUAUUUGUGGUCUUUGCCCUUUUUAUCGUCUGUCUUUGGAUAUGCAAGACGUACAAGAUUUUUUGUUGGUCGCAAAGUUUCGCAAAUCCUGGUUCCUCGUCGCAAAAUCCAAGCGAUGCUCCUAGGGUAAUAGAAUUGAAUGAGCAAACCGGGUCUAGGGCUUCGGCCCCACCGCCAAACCCCUCUAGUGCCAAUCAGAUUGAAGCAGAUAAGGAUUUACCACCGUCUUACGAAAGUCUUUUUCCCUCAAGGUAGUACAAGAAAUUGGGAAGGUUAACGCACAUUCCACUUAUCAAGAUUGGUAUCAAAGUGUCAAUGAUUGGUGUAAAGAGACUAUUUUGUACAAUUGAUUUACUACUAACGUAUGACAGUAUUAAAAUACAAGUCUACUUGCCAAAUACUGAAUUUUUAAUAUACUCGAAUGUUUUUAUAACUAUUAUAUCUAUUUAUAUUUUUUAUCAAGUUGUGAACAAUAAACGAUUGUAUAAUA